UUGGCUAUCAGCCUCUCAAUGGCAUCUCCUCCCUCCCCCUUUCUUCUCUUUUCACCUCCCACUUGUCUCUUUUCUCGUGGUAUGGUCGUCAUGUAUAGUGGAAAAGAUUAAUGCCAAGAGAUUGGGUUGGAUUCUGGAGGAGGAAGAGGCAGAGAAGGCAGGAUGCUGCAGCGGGCGGCGAGCAAUGCAUACUCAUGGUGGUGGGCGAGCCACAUCCGCACCAAGCAGUCCAAAUGGCUCGACAAUCACCUCCAAGAUAUGGAGCACCUGGUCAAGUGCAUGCUCUUACUCCUUGGAGAGGAAGCCGAUUCCUUUUCAAAGCGAGCAGAGAUGUACUACAAGAGGCGGCCUGAGGUGAUCACUCAGGUGGAAGAAGUGUACCGGAUGUACAGGGGUCUCGCCGACCGGUAUGACAUCAUGUCAGGGGAGCUGCACAAGGCAAACCACACCAUCGCUACCGCCUUCCCUGACCAGGUUCAGUAUGCGAUGCUAGAAGAGGAGGAUGACAACGUCCCAAAGGCGUUCACCCCGGUCGAUCCGCGCAAGAUCCACAAGUCGACCGUCGAUGGGCUGCUGAAGAAGAAGAAAGGAAAUGUGCCAGGAGCCGGCGGAGACAAGAAGGAACAAGCUCCGAUGAGCAAGGAGAAUGCACGAGAAGAGAUUAGCAGGCUACAGAAAGCUAUACUUGUGAUGCAGACCGAGAAAGAGUUCAUCAAGAACUCGUACGAGAGUGGCAUUGCCAAGUACUGGGAUCUUGAGAAGGAAAUAAAUGAGAUGCAGCAAAAAGCUUGCCACUUCCAAGACAAGUUCGACGUAAGCGCAGUGAUCGAGGACGAUGAAGCCAGAGCCUUGAUGACAGCGACGGCCCUCAAAUCCUGUGAAGAUACCAUUGUCAGAUUGCAAGAACAGCGGAAGACCGCUGCCAAACAGGCAUUGGACGAGUCUGAACGGGUCAAGGUGUUGAGAGAGAAGCUCAAGCCUAUAAUGGACGAACAUGGCAAGUCUCUACCGGACCUGGUGGAGAAAAACAUACGGAAGAAUCAUGUCACGGAGAUGGGAGACGUGUAUCAUGUGAAGCUGGGUGAGCUGCAGAUGCAAACGUUAGUCGACAAGAUCAAGGAAAACUUCACGAGCGACUGCAACAUCACCAUGGACGAGAUCACGGAGCAGAUCGACGAGCUUGUCAACAAAGUUGUCGAUUUGGAGCUUAUGGUUUCGUCGCAGACCUCGCAGAUCGACAGAAUGCACCGCGAAAAUGAGGAGCUGGAGAAUUCCGUCAAGAGCCUGGAGGAAGAGAAAGGCUCGAGUGAACUGGACGAGAAGCUGAAGCAGGUGGAAGAAGAGCUGGUCAGAGUGCAGGCUCUCGAAAGCUCCUUCCAUAAAGACGAGAGCACGAUACGUUCAAACUUCACCGAAACGAUAAGCAGAUUCAGUAAUUUCGCCGACAUGUUGCAGUCGCCAGUUUGCGACUACCAGGCUCCUGGUUCUGCUGCUCACAUGUCGGCGCCAACCGGCGAGGAAGCACCGCCUCCUACGGAGCCAUCCAGCCAGAGCCAUCCACCUCCACCUGAGGAAGAAGAACACAAACAACAGGUAGAAGAAGAGAAGGCCACCGUCGUGCAGACUCCUCAACCCCAACAAGCCAGCACUGGAGAUGCUGCUGCUGCUGCUGCUGUUCCUCAACCCCAACAAGCCAGCACUGGAGAUGCUGCUGCUGCUGCUCCUCAACCCCAACAACCUAGCACUGGAGAUGAUGAGGCUGCUGCUGCUGCUGCUCCUCAACCCCAACAAGCCAGCACUGGAGAUGCUGCUGCUGCUGCUGCUCCUCAACCCCAACAAGCUAGCACUGGAGAUGAUGCUGCUGCUGCUCCUCAACCCCAACAAGCCAGCACUGGAGAUGCUGCUGCUGCUGCUCCUCAACCCCAAGCUGCUGCACCGGUUUAUGUGGCGAAAACAGGGGCGGCGGCGAGCACUACUGGUGCGUCUGUCGUAGAUGGCACUAAAAAUUCAGAUCAUGGGCAUGACAAGAUUUCGCGGCCGGGUUCGCUGGCACGGCUUCGCCACAUCUCUUCUGACGUUGAUGAUUCUGAGGAGCAAAAGGAGAAGGGCGAGAAGGGGUGUGUUGACAGCGACAUGAAGAAACUGCAAGAGCGGCUCAUGGAUGGCCUGGAAGACAAGGAGAAGGUCCUGCUAUCAGAGUACACCUCGCUCCUGGAGGACUACAAGGACACCAAAAGGAAGCUGCUGGAUGUGGAGAAGAAGAACCAGGAGUGCCUCAACGAGAUCAGGUCGCUGCGCAAUCUUAUCGGAGAGAAGGAGAAGGAGAAGGAGAAGGAGAGGGAGAGGGGCAGCAUCAGAGGAGGACACAGGAGGACACCCAGCCUUAGCCAUCAGAGGAAGCAGAGCCUUUCUUCCAUCUCUAAGCUCAUCAGGAUGGGCUCAAACAUGCAAGACGACCCUCCCGCUGCUGACCUUGACGACAUGAGGCUGCCGGCGAUCGCCGAGGUGGAGAACCCGUCGCCACUGGAGGAGAAGUUCAGGCGCGACAUUGACACGCUGCUGGAGGAGAACCUCGAGUUCUGGAUGAAGUUCAGCUCCUCCAUGGGCCGGGUGCAGGAGUUCCAGAACAAGUACGACGACCUCAGGAGGGUGGCGGCGGACGGCGCCGACGGCGAGAAGAAGCUCCGGGCGCUCAAGACGGAGCUGCAGGUGUGGUCGGAGCAGAACGCGAUGCUGCGGGGCGAGCUGCAGUGCAGGUUCGCGUCGCUGUGCGACAUCCAGGAGGAGAUCUCGACGGCGCUGGAGAUGGACACGGAGCAGGCGGAGCAGGCCGAGGAGGGCGCGCCGCGCUUCACCUCCUACAGCGCCGGCAAGUUCCAGGGGGAGGUGCUCAACAUGCAGCAGGAGAACAACCGGGUCUCCGACGAGCUGCAGAGCGGCCUCGACCACGUCAAGACGAUCCAGUUUGCCAUCGAGAAGAAGCUCAACGAGGGCGUCAAGCUCUCCUCCUCCUCGCCGGCGGAGGAGGGGGAGGAGGAGGUGGUUGGGCCGGACGGGGUCCUGGCGCGGGUGCCGACCAAGGCCAAGGUGCCGCUGCAGUGCUUCCUGUUCCCGACCAAGCCCAAGAAGCCGUCGCUGUUCGCGCGCGUCACGCCGGCCGUGCUCCACAAGCAGCAGUUAGACAUGAAGUUAGACAUGAAGUUAGACAUGAAGUUCCUCCCCAAGAUGCCAAAGUAGCCACCCACAGAAGCAGCAGCAGCAGGGAUAUGUCAUUUAGCUUAAUUAAACUAACUAGCAGAUGGGAUACAUUUUUUUGAUGAAAUUAAUGCUUCAAGCUAUGUAUGAUUGAACCAAACUAUUCUUGCUUUGUUUUCUAGGGCAUUGUAAUUUGUUGUAACCUCUGAGAUCAAUGGAAGAAAGACAAAUCAUUUCCCCUUUUUCA
Messenger RNA from Aegilops tauschii subsp. strangulata, 3442 nucleotides. Its product is annotated as kinase-interacting protein 1. The record is from RefSeq and is a predicted model, not a curated record. Gene Ontology annotation, molecular function: actin binding. Lineage: Eukaryota; Viridiplantae; Streptophyta; Magnoliopsida; Poales; Poaceae.